AUGGCGACAGGAGGGACUCAGUUGUUGCGAGGCAUUCCACGCUGCUUGAUUUUCCCUAGAGGGAAUGUUGGCGAUAAACCGUUCAUAAUUUGCCAGAACAUCCAACUCCGAGUCACGGUCAUAGUUGAGGGCGCAUCGAAGAAACUGAAGCAAGAAGAGCUAGCACGGCGGAAAGCAGAGCAGGAAGAAGAAAACUUAACCCCCGAACAGAAAUUAGCUGAGAAACUUCGACUUCAAAAGCUUCAGGAAGAAUCCGAUUUGAAAACCGCGUUGGAAACCUUUGGGGUAACCACACUAGCCGGUGGGAUCGAUGGAAUGCAUCCUACCACUAAGGAAGAAUUUGUUGAACUAGCCGAUGCCAUCACGAAAAAGCUCUCAAACUACAAAAGUGAUCCAGAGUACACUAACUUUCUCGAGGAUUUAGUCACAAAAAUAUUUGCUAGCUUACCAUCCGCCAAUAUUAGAAAAGUUAAAGGAAUUCUAGAUAAUCUGUUUCUAGAGAAACAGAAAUUGGAAAAAGGCGAUAAGCCCAAGAAAAGCAAAGGCGGUAAAAUUAAGGCUAGGUUACGAAUGGAUGGUGAAAAUACAAACUUCGAUGAAUAUCCUACUAAAUACGAUGACUACGAUGAGUUCGAUGACUUUAUGUAACAUUCGCUUUGAAGAACUACAUAGCCAAUGCAAAGUUUGUGGUGGAUUCAAUACCAUUCAGAAACAAUAGAAAUAGCUGAGAGUUUGAAAAAAGAACAGCAGGAAUUAUUUUUCAGUAAAAUCAAUUAUUAGAUAAUAUUGAUGCUCGAUCAAAAUUCAUUUUAUAUUUGUUACAUGUUCUAGUGCAUUCUAAUGCAACCAUAAAAAAAUUCAAAGUUUUCAAAUUAGUUAUCCUCUUGUAUGUUGACUCCUUUAACAGUAACAAACGUUAAUUAGAAACAAUACAAAAUUCAACAAUUGUAUUAUGGUGCAGUAGAAGCAGAAAAUGUAUGGAAAAAAAAAUAAACAUUAUUACACACCGCCACCAACGCAGAAAACAAACGCAAAAUACGCUAAAGCUUUGUACGAUCGAAUCUUAAGAGGGUCCUUGUGUCCUAAUGUGUAAAUAAAAGAAAAUCUAUGAGUUCGUCGUUACAAGCAAG
Molecule: messenger RNA, 1130 nt
Organism: Malaya genurostris
Lineage: Eukaryota; Metazoa; Arthropoda; Insecta; Diptera; Culicidae
Product: eukaryotic translation initiation factor 3 subunit J-like
Exons: 4
Coding region: 1-648 (215 amino acids)
Cellular component (GO): eukaryotic translation initiation factor 3 complex; cytoplasm
Molecular function (GO): translation initiation factor activity
Source: RefSeq, a predicted model, not a curated record